GGCUCCCCGGGCUCUCGCCGCAGCGCAUCCCCGCCCGCUCGGGCCUCGGACGGCGGAAGCGCGGGGGCUGAGAGCGGCGCAGCGGCGGGGCGUGCGCCCCGGGGCGGGUGCGCGGCGGCCGGCCGGGAGCCUCGGGAUGCGGGAGGAGAAGGAAGUUCCUUUGCAGCCUGUUCAGGAAAAGGAUGGGAGUGGCGUGGCACAGGAUGCUUUCUAUCUUCAGUCACUUAUUACUAAUGCAUUCCAUGAUGAAGGAUUUCAGAAAAUAAAAGAAUAUUUUCCGCAGAGAGAACGCCACGUUCCUCAAAAAUAUAAUAAUCUUUUGUUACACCAUCUUGACAGAUCAAUAAAUAAGGCACUGGAUAAAAAUGAAUUUCAGUGUGUUUCACUGUUGCUGAGAUGUGUUCAGCGAUUCUUCAUUGAUGGCCUCAGAGAAGAUGAGCCUUUGCUAAUUCAGCAGGGACUGAUCCCAAAGAUGGUUUCCUGGUUUGAAAGAACAACAGGAUUUCUGACCAUGACAGACCUAGCCUCGGACACAUCUCUGAUUAAUGUGACAGAAGACUUUUUUGACACAGCCAUGAUUAUUUCCAGAAGUAGUAGGAAAGGGAAAAGUCAGCUGUUGGGUUCCUUCAUAUUUACCUUAGGAUUUCUGGUGACAGAAGAGAGUGUAAAUCGUUUGAUCCAGCGGGAGGCACUGAGGAACUUGAACUGCAUUCUGCAAGCUGUACCUCGGGAAGAGAGAAAACAACUCGUCUUGUCGGAAGGCUCGUGUCGUCUUAUGAAAGACCUUGCAAGGACCAUCUUGACUGUGGGUGAUUAUGACCAGCAGGUGGCUCUUUGUGAAGCAUUGUGUAGACUGACCAUGAGAAAAUCAAGGGAAAACUUUGUCCAUCAGUGGUUUGAAGAUGAUACCAUUGCUGAGGCUUUCAAAGAAAUUAAGGAUCGAGAAUUUGAGACGGAUUGUAGACGGUUUCUCAAUCACCUAAAUGACAGACUUGGUGACCAAAGAAGGGUCUAUUCAUUUCCAUGCAUUGCUGCUUUUGCUGAUGAGCAUGAGAUGAGAAAACCUGCAGAUGAAAAAUUAGAGAAAUUUUGGAUUGAUUUCAACCUAAGAACUCAGAGUGUAACUUUUUAUAUAAACAAUCCUGAGAGCGCUUUAUGGGACUCAGUAAGACUUUUGAAGGAAGCAAUGAUUAAUUUCAGCAUAAUAGAAACUGAGAUGAAGAUGCUCAAAAUUUACCUGAAGAAGCCUAUUAAUAUCAGAAACAAAGAAGUGAUGAAAAUAGAAAUUCAUUUUGAAUUGCAAUUCAACAUAGCCCAAGCUUCCAUUAAAGCUUUAGGAGAUGAGAAACAGGUGAGGCCUGACCAGACGAAAAUCUCCUCAGACCUUUUUGGUGAGUUUGAGAAAGAAGACACUGAGAUUCCUAGCAGCCACGAAAGAGAGACAGACCAAGCAAAGGAAUCUACCAAGCUGGCAGAGUUAACCAGUGCUGAAGAUAACCAUUGCCUAACAACUCUCCCCGUAGAUAACCAGUCUGAGCCUGCUCAAACAAAUACAGCUGAUAAUUCACCUGAAAAAUCGAGACUGGAUGAUACACAAAAAGUUACUUCAAAACUCGAGCAUUCUUUAGAUUUACAAGAACCAUCAGCAAAAAUGCAGGUUCCUAAAUUAAAUGAUACAUCUAGGGAAGAUUCUGCUUUUGAGGGUGACAGAAAGCAAGAAACAAGGAUGUCGGUUAAUUAUAGGAAACACCUCUUCUCGGAGAGUAAUGAAGAUUCAAAUACUAGUGCCAGUGAACUGUCUUGGACCAGUAACCAAAAAAGGAAAUCCCUAAAGUCAUAUCCUAGUAGAAAAAAGAUAAAAACCAGAAGUAACAUAAGAACCUUGCCACUUUUCCCUCUCAGCGGUGGCAGUGACCUUGAGAAAGACCAAGCUAAAACUCUAACACCAUUACAGAAAGAUACCUCCGGGCAAAAUAACGUCACACCUCCAAAAAUUUCUGGAACGGAAUUUCAGAGUAGUUCUGCCUUUUUAACUCCUGAAGAUUCUGCCCAGAAGAUAGAACUUCAAAGUCCCCACCCGCUGAGCGAUCUCUCUUCCUUGGAGCCCUCAGAUGUUGAAGAAAAUGUAUCUGAGACUGUGACCCAAGAUUCAUUGAUGAAAAGUACUAGCUUCAAGCAUAAACUGCAAAACUUGGAAGACAGAGACAGAGCAGAUGGUCAUUUCGCUAAGUGGAAACAGUCGCGAUUGGAAGAAGGCGAUGCUCCAGGAUGCCUUUCCUCAGUGGCAGAAGAAACAGACUUGGCAGAAGGCAUUUCUACUCCAUCCUUAAAAGUUAUUCCAGAGAACUUGAAAGGUUCUGCGAUGAUCACCACCUUUGAAAACUUCACUAGAGAACUGAAAAGAAAAUACGAGCUUAGGUACAGAAGGAGCCCACUUUAUUCAGAAACUGCAAAGCAAGCACCAGAUUGCCUAAUAAAACUUUUAAACCAGAUACAUCUGUGCAAACUGAAUAAACUAGAACAGUUUCACACUUUCGUUCUUCAAGAGCUGAGCAAUCUUGAGGAGGAUAUUGGGGGUCUGCAGCGCCUUGAAGAGGAUGUUCUGGAAUUUUGGGGGAAACAGUCUGAUGAUCUGAGAUCAUUCUGUGAACUGCAGCUGCUGAGUGCGACGCCUGGCACGUGGUGGGCACUGGAGGAAGUGCCUCACCAUUGCGGAGGGGAUCGUGACUCCCAUCAGAGUCCUGGGUGUUUAACCUCCGGAGUUUCCCUGGACAAAGUUUCCUCCUUGUCUAUUUGGAGAAUUCCUCACCCAUCAAGACAGCUCAGGCACUGUCUCCUUUGGGAAAGUUUUCGAGGUCUCUGCCAGGCUUCACCAAGGUCAAGCCUCAGCUCACAUGCCUACUCCCGAGCUGCGGUGGCCUCCUGUCUGCCCGUCUCUGCAACGGGAGAGUCCAGGGCUGCGGAGCAUGGUACCAUGUUGUUUGUGCCUAAUCUCAUCAUCUCUUCGCCCAAUCCGGUGAUCCUCCCUGGGUUACCCUGUAAAGCGGUUUUUGUGAUAACCCUUAUAUCCUCUGCUUAUCUAACUGGUCUUAACUUUUCCUCAUGAAUGACCAUUUUCUGAAAUAGUUUAACUUGGUAUAUGAAUACUACGUAAAGGUAACAAUGUUACAUAAAAGCCCACUGCUUAUUGAAAUGAAUUAAACAUCUAAAAUUAAUUGCUAAAAUGUCACUUUAAAAAAUUCCUGAGUAAUAGGUCACUUGGAACAGCAUGCAGAACACAUUUUAACUUCUUUGAACCAAACAAGAAGAAUCACAACAUACUUUAGGGUACAAAUCAAUUUAUUAUACAACAAUUAUACAGAAUCCUUU
Balaenoptera acutorostrata (minke whale) is the source of this 3369-nucleotide messenger RNA. RefSeq names its product synaptonemal complex protein 2 like (gene SYCP2L). Bases 137 to 3106 code for a protein of 989 amino acids. Lineage: Eukaryota; Metazoa; Chordata; Mammalia; Artiodactyla; Balaenopteridae. The record is from RefSeq and is a predicted model, not a curated record. The transcript is spliced from 32 exons.